UGUUAUGGAAGAGGAAGAUUAGCACACACACACACAAAUGCUCCACACACUCAGAGUGGAAGAUGCAGUUUGUUCCUCAGGAAGUUGUGGGCUGGCACAUGCAGUGCAGAGCAAGACCCAAAUUUCAUGGUAGUUGCACUAGAACUUUGGAAGGUAUAGAUACUGCACAUGGAGGAACUGAGGGAGCCCUAUUCUCCAUCAAAUUUGCCACCGGCUGAACCAGUGUCAAGGGUCACCAUGAAGACCUUCCUGAGUGUGAUCUGUGUCUUUGUUAUUGCCCAACUUGUGGGGACUGUCCUCUACAUUUUGCACCUUCACAUCAAGUUAGACAAGAUGGGCAACGAGCUGACGUUACAUGAAGAUUACGUGUUCCUGAAACAAGUGCAGAAUUGUCGGAAACCACAGGGGGAUGAUGUCUCCUUUCUAGAUUGCGUGAAGAUUUCAGAAACCUUCCGAGAACUGAUGGAUUUUCCCCAAAAGGUUCCAGAGCAAAUUGUGCCAGCUAUGCAAACAGGUAACCCAAAGCGAGGUGCAAGCAUUCACUUGGCAGGUGUGAGCACCCAGAACAAAGUUCUACACUGGAAGAGUACGAUCUAUGCCCCAAAGGAUGAGGCGUUUUCCAACUCGGAUGGAAAAAUCACAAUUAGCAAAGAAGGGCGGUAUUACAUUUACGCCCAAGUCACCUUUUGCAGCAAGCCAGAUCUGCGUGCCCCGUUCAAUGUCCUUGUCUAUCUCAACCUGCUGUUGGAGACAGACCAACUGCUCCUGAAGGGUGUGGGUACUUACAGCAACUCAGUGGACAUGUGUGGCUUGCAGUCCAUCUACGUGGGCCGGGCCGUGGAGCUCCAGUCAGGCUGCACAGUCUUUGUGAACGUAACGGACAUCUCCCGAGUAAAUUAUGCCCACGGGAACACUUACUUUGGCCUUAUUCAGCUCUCCUAGAAAAGGCCCUUCGUUCUGUGGCUCAACUUCUCCUGCCCUCCAACCAUAUUUAUGAACUGUUUGGUUCUAUUUCUUUUAUAGAUGUAUUUUAUUUAAUUUAUUAAGAAGGAGAAUUAUUCCAAUCUGAAGGUUAUCAUAUAUAGGCAGCCCUUAGAUGAGAGGAGAGCAGUGGUUCCAUCUUGGAAGGCUGAGUGUGUUGCCAGUUUCAAGACGGCAUCUCGUGUGGUUUCCAGGACUGUUGCUGAUGGAGAAAGCUAUGUGGCUCUCAAUCCCAAGCGUGCUUUGCUAGAGAACUCACUGAAGGACUGUUGUCUCAAUGGGGAAGCAUCUGCUUCAUCCAGGAGUCCAACACCAGGUCACAGUUACCUCGAAAGAGGACUACGAACUGCUUGCUCCUCGGGAUCAGCCAAUGUUCCCCAAGUGGAUGUUCUUCAGGUGUGCUGAGAUUCCAACUGCAAACAUUUUUUGGCCAACCUGGCCAGCUUUGCACAACAUAUAAAUCUUCUCAUUGUUAUAUAAUAUUUUACAAAAGGCUAACAUGUUAACAGAAUAACAGAGUUGCAAAGGACUUUGGGGGUCUUCUAAUCCAACCCCUUGCUCAGGCAAGAGACCCUAUACAUUCCAAAUGGC
Messenger RNA from Crotalus tigris (Tiger rattlesnake), 1572 nucleotides. It is a transcript of the gene CD40LG, whose product is annotated as CD40 ligand. The record is from RefSeq and is a predicted model, not a curated record. NCBI's taxonomy places the organism in Eukaryota, Metazoa, Chordata, Lepidosauria, Squamata, Viperidae. Gene Ontology annotation, cellular component: membrane. The transcript has 5 exons. Gene Ontology annotation, molecular function: tumor necrosis factor receptor binding. Gene Ontology annotation, biological process: immune response. The coding region runs from base 169 to 942 and encodes 257 amino acids.